Messenger RNA from Cylicostephanus goldi, 485 nucleotides. The record is from the annotation of a GenBank genome assembly. Lineage: Eukaryota; Metazoa; Nematoda; Chromadorea; Rhabditida; Strongylidae.
AUGAUCGCUGGAAACCAUGAUCAUUUUGGCAAUGUUUCAGCUCAAAUUGCUUAUACUAACCAUAGCAAGAAAUGGAACUUCCCCAAACUCUACUACAAACUCUCAUUUUCACUAAAAAAUUCAUCUGUGGACAUUUUGAUGAUUGACACCAUAGUGCUUUGUGGAAAUACUGCAGAUAUACAAAAUGGUGGCUUUUUCGACAUGCUGUGGAACAGAUCACAUCAUCCUGAGGGCCCAACUGAUCCGAAGAAAGCAGAAGAACAAUGGAAAUGGAUAAAUGAAAAUCUGAACUCGAGCAAAGCCGACUACCUCUUCGUUGCUGGCCAUUACCCAAUUUACUCGAUUUCUUCACAUGGACCUACUCAUUGUCUUAUAGAAAGGCUGGAUCCCUUGCUGAAAGCUUACAAUGUGUCAGCAUAUUUCGCCGGACAUGAUCAUAACUUGCAGGUAACUUGCUAUUCAAAAUUUGUCCUCAUUUUUUGAUG